CUUCUCUCUACGCUAUUCAACUCACCCACUCAUUUCUUACAGUCUUAACAUUUACUUUCUCCGUCGCCGGCGACGUGUACUAUCACCUACUCACAAUCUUUGUAUCAACCCAUUGCCUCAUUUUUGAUCUUACAAAAACGAACUCAUCGAAGGACUGAAUCAUGGCCAAACGAUUAGCGAAUCAUUCCAGGAUUGACCAAGACGAUUUGAGUUUAUCUCCCAAAGUAGAACGACCAACCUCGAUCCUCUAUCCGGCUGUCUCCUCAGACUCCGAUCAACAGAGCGCUUCUCAGAGUGGUUCAAAGGAUUCUUCGUCUGGUAGCCAAACAAAGAUCGAAGACGAAGACAACGAGUCAGGUGUCUCCCGUCCUAUCAUGUCGCUGUCAUCCAGUGCUAUGCAAGUCGACCGUAUUCCCUCCUCUUCGGCCAUUGAUGACCCCACUAUGAGGGUCAACGAUGAAUCAGUCGUCACGGAGGCAGAACCGGAUCUAAUACCUUGUCGGGCUUCGGCAUCCACGUCGUCCUCUGAUUUCAGUCAUCAUUCCCGACCCAAUCUUAAUGAUCGUCAAACUCACGGUGGCACUGACGACAGUGAGGACGGUAGUGGUAGUGAUACUGAUACGGAGUCUAAUGUCGGUGACUCCAAAUCCGGGAACGGUCUCGAGCACACCGACACUGAGAUUAUCGGCGAUGUCUCUGCCUCUGGUGCUGGAUAUUCCGGGUCCCAGUCGAGUCUGAUGUCGGUCCCGUCACAAUUGAUUCGUGACACCAUGGACGAGGUUUUGGCUAAGCCGAAUGACGGGCAAAACGAUGAAGAAGGGGAAGAGGGAACGGGAAAACUUCGAGGAUCAUUGGAACUAUCUGGUCAUGAGGAGUAUGAGGCACGAUGUACUAACAUCGACGAGGAUAGAGAUACCGACUCGGAUACUGAGACAGAGAGAGGUAUUGGUCGCAGUUGCGCUUACACGUCCUUCUCGACCGUAUCCUCCAUCUCCCCGACUUCCUCGACCUCUGAUCUUUCAAGCUCCUCCCAGUCUUCCAGCUCUUUCGAAUUGGAUGAUCCACCUUUCCCUCUACCUGUAAUUUCAAGCGUUGCGGGACCUACAACAACUACCCAUCCUGAACAGCCCCCAGCGCCGCCUUUACCCCAAACUGGUCUCCCCGAUAUACCUGUCCUCUGGUCUGAACGUGAUGCUGCCGCGGAACUGCCCAAAAACCAUAAUCCUCGAGGAAUGAAUGAAAAUUUCCAGGCGUCACGCACAAAUUAUAUCUUAGGUUUUUCUGACGUUCUGCCUCACGACAGCAAGUACAAAUAUGGAGUGGGAGAUGUGCAUCCAAGGAAAAUCCAUGACGUUGUAGAAGAGACAAAAGGCUGCGCUUCUUCCUUGAUUUCUUCUGUCAGCUCCCAUGUACCUCGCAUUGACCAUUCCGAUCCUCUCAACGUCCCUGAUUCCUCAUCGAGGACACACACGAUGUUGGAUUCGGAAAGUAUAUCUUCGAAAGAUCUUGUAUCUUCGCCACUUGUGGAUGUGCCGAACACGACCAUCAAGUCGAACGAUCAACUGGAGAAAAUUCGUGCUACGAAGAUCAGCGAUAAUGAGAAUGAGACUUCUCCCUUAGAUCUGUCUACCUCGGCAGGUCAAUCAUCGGCUCUUUCCUCAGAUGACCGAACAUCGACUCCCACACCCGCGAUUCUUAUGACUAGUCCUCUCAAAAGGAAACGUAGUCGAAGUGUAGAACAUCUUUCAGAAUGCAUCUCUGCCACUCAAUUUAUUGAAAACGAUUGGGAUAGGGAUAUUCUCUUUGCGCCCUCUCUUCCUUCUCCAUCUUCGAAUACGACCCCUUCUGCUUCUGGCGUUACCAUGCCCCAGCACCCUCCACGCAAGAGAGCUCGUAUCGAAAACAAUCCUUCCCUUUCAACCAGUCAACGACCUAAUUCCACCAAACGGCCUCUCACAGCGUCCGCCUCUUCCAAUUCGGUUUUCAGCCCUCCAGCCAGGAGGGACUUGUUGCGGCGCGCUCGAUCGCAUGCUUCUGUUUUCACUCGUUCUAGUUCAGAGCCUUCUGCAAACACUGAGGAUAUGCAGGGGGGCACGAAACCUUCACUUCCUGUAUUGUGGAAGUUCGGGUUUACUUCUACUGGCAAAGAGAAUGAGAAGGAAAAAGAACGGUCUGUAGACUGAUACGUCAUGAAGGCAAUGUGAAGUUUGCGUUGAUGAGCUCGAACGUGUAAUUAUAGCGAGGACUCUAUGCAUGGUUGGGUAAAAUCUAGGUAUGUAUCUUGUACUUUAAAUUUUACGCUUUGAUAGCGAAGUAUGUCCUCUUAUGAUCAAUUGAAGUAACCGUGAGCGUUCUUUAUCGCGGCCCAAUGAUUGGUGAUUACAACUGGACUCAAA
This is a messenger RNA of Lentinula edodes (shiitake mushroom), 2396 nucleotides long. RefSeq lists its product as uncharacterized. The record is from RefSeq and is a predicted model, not a curated record. NCBI's taxonomy places the organism in Eukaryota, Fungi, Basidiomycota, Agaricomycetes, Agaricales, Omphalotaceae. The transcript has 3 exons. Bases 162 to 2183 code for a protein of 673 amino acids.